This is a messenger RNA of Leopardus geoffroyi (Geoffroy's cat), 2832 nucleotides long. It is a transcript of the gene SLC49A4, whose product is annotated as solute carrier family 49 member 4. Gene Ontology annotation, cellular component: membrane; intracellular membrane-bounded organelle. The transcript is spliced from 9 exons. The coding region runs from base 445 to 1890 and encodes 481 amino acids. Lineage: Eukaryota; Metazoa; Chordata; Mammalia; Carnivora; Felidae. The record is from RefSeq and is a predicted model, not a curated record.
UCAGAAGUCUCAGAGUUGUUUAUUGAGCACGUGAUGUAAACUUCGGCACUUCCUCCAGCAAUCCCAGGUUCCUUGCCCAACCUCCUCUUAAGCUUCUCCGGGAGUUUCCUCUUUCCCGGGCUCAGCCACGCCCCUCCCGCCUUUUCAGUUCUGCUUGUCCUCCCUCGGGGAAGCAGCCUCCACUCUCUCUCCCGCCUCUCCAGCACCCGGUGGGGGCGGGGGGCUGCCCCAGUCAGGUACCCCAGCCUCCUUUUAGCCCGCCGCACCUGCCCCGCCUUCCAGCCCCAGGCCGGCUGGCGCGGCGCAGGCGCACCAGGCGUGGACCGGAGGCCGAGGGCUACCACAGCAGCUUCGGCCUCCACCUCCUCCUGCCGCAUCCGCGCCGGGCUGGUCGGCAGCCACCGGGGCCGCGCUGGGCAGGGGCUCCGCGGGCCGCGUGUUGUCAUGGGCGCGGGCUGGAGCACCGAGGAGGAGCGGCAGCCACUGCUAGGGCCCGGACUCGGGCCUGCGCCGGGGACUGUCUGGAGAAGCCGGGAGGCGGCGGCGGCGGCGGCGUCCGGGGUACCCGCGGCGGUCCCGGGUCCCGGACGGGUCUACGGGCGCCGCUGGCUGGUGCUGCUGCUCUUCUCGCUGCUGGGGUUCGCGCAGGGCCUGGUCUGGAACACCUGGGGCCCCAUCCAGAACUCGGCGCGCCAGGCCUACGGCUUCUCCAGCUGGGACAUCGCGCUGCUCGUGCUGUGGGGGCCCAUUGGCUUCCUGCCCUGCUUCGCGUUCAUGUGGCUCCUGGACAAGAGAGGUCUUCGGGUAACUGUGCUUCUGACAUCCUUCCUUAUGGUUUUGGGAACUGGUCUAAGAUGCAUACCUGUAUCAGACUUAAUGCUUAAAAGAAGAUUAAUCCAUGGAGGACAGUUGUUAAAUGGAUUGGCAGGUCCAACGGUAAUGAAUGCAGCUCCAUUUCUCUCUACGACGUGGUUUUCUGCAGAUGAACGGGCCACUGCCACAGCCAUUGCAUCAAUGCUCAGUUAUCUUGGUGGAGCAUGUGCAUUUUUAGUUGGGCCACUUGUUGUUCCAGCCCCCAAUGGAACAUCACCUCUUCUUGCUUCAGAGACUAGCAGGACCCACAUUAAAGAUCUCAUAGAGACUGUAUUAUAUGCAGAAUUUGGAGUUGUCUGCUUACUAUUUUCUGCAACACUAGCUUAUUUCCCACCCCGGCCUCCACUUCCUCCCAGUGUUGCUGCAGCUAGCCAGCGACUGAGUUAUCGGCGGAGCUUUUGUAGAUUAUUAAGCAAUAUGAGAUUUUUGAUGAUUGCUUUAGCAUAUGCCAUACCACUUGGUGUAUUUGCUGGCUGGUCUGGAGUUCUGGACUUAAUUUUAACACCAGUGCAUGUCAGUCAAGUAGAUGCUGGCUGGAUUGGAUUUUGGUCCAUAGUUGGAGGCUGUGUUGUUGGAAUAGCUAUGGCAAGGUUUGCAGAUUUUAUCAGGGGUAUGCUGAAACUAAUUCUUCUCCUCCUGUUUUCUGGGGCUACACUGUCAUCCACGUGGUUCACCCUGACCUGUUUGAACAGCAUCACACACCUGCCUUUAACCACAGUGACAUUAUAUGCCUCCUGCAUUCUCCUGGGAGUGUUCUUGAAUAGCAGUAUACCUAUAUUUUUUGAGCUUUUUGUGGAGACUGUCUACCCAGUUCCAGAAGGAAUUACUUGUGGAGUUGUCACUUUUUUAAGUAAUAUGUUCAUGGGAGUACUUUUAUUUUUUCUCACAUUUUAUCACACAGAGUUGUCUUGGUUCAACUGGUGCCUUCCCGGGUCGUGUUUGCUCAGUCUCCUCCUCAUUCUGUGCUUCAGGGAAUCCUAUGACAGACUCUAUCUUGAUGUGGUUGUCUCAGUUUAAUAGCACAGACUUGAGGAGUUUGAAAAGGGACUGCAAAUCAUACGGCAUACUGCACAUUUGCUUGGAGUUGCACACCUAACAGGAAAAAAAAAGGAGAAGAGAGAAGCUUCACUCAGAGGUUUUGUCAGGUUACAGAUGAUCAUAUUCAUUUCAUGACUACUAGGUAACAAUAAUGUGGGACUUGAGUGAUAAUAGGGGGCUUAAAGACUCUAAAUGGCAUACCAGUGCCUGGUUCUGGGGUUGGAAGUGUGGAUAUCUUACACAUAAAGCACUACCUAAAUAAUGCCCUCUAUGUUCUGUGCCAGUGCUAAACUACUGAUUGAUUAAUUGUAAUUAUGGGAAGAAAUAAAGGGUAUCUAUCACAUACCUUACCGAAGUCACAUAUCAGAAUAGGAAGAAAUGCCACUAACUUCUAAAGAAGUUUAAACCCUAUAUCAGAUUUUAAUUAUAAAAUAGCCAACAGGUAUAUCAAUGAUAAAAUUUAGCCACGUGUACACUACAUUUUUUCUAAUAAAGCCAUUUCUUAUAUGACUCCUUAUUUUUAAUUAGGUCGGAAACCUUUGGCCAUCUUUAUUAUGGUGAGCAAGUGCUUCCCAGUGACUUCAGAGCACAUAUUUGUGUCUCGAUCUCAACUUAUCCUUGUUUCUGUGAAAUACAGUUUCAUCUACUAGGCUCUUAAAUAAUUAUAUUAAAGGUGACUAAAUGUUUAAUAUAGUCGCAUUAAGUAUUGUAUGAAAAAUGUAAUUCCGUUCUGAUUUAGCACUUUGUUAAAAGUGAAAUGACAAAUCACAUAGAGCAUUCUGUGUCUUCAGCCUAUAUAUAUGCAUAUGUACAUGGUGGCGUGGGAUGUAAAGUCCAGCACCAGCUCUUAUUUCCUAGGGUUGCAUUUUACUAAAUGGUCCUUGUUUGAAAAUAACAAUUUAUAACCUUGAAAUCUUCAAA